CGAAGUGAUGCAGCUGGUGUUCCUCGAUCAUCUAAUCCGUCGUGAUGAUGCGAAUUGUCUCUAGAUCUGAUCACAACAUGGUGAUGCUCGUAUGAAACUCACCUUGCGUCAUAAUUCAUAUUGUUUCCUGCAGUGCGGAGCGAGAUGGAUCCGAGCAGGAGGAGCGAGAGCGACUGGCAGGGGCUGAUCAACGAGUUUCUCAUUUGUAAGCAGAAGUUGGAGAGUAAAAAAGAAGCUCUUCUGAUUCUGUCGAAAGAGCUUGACACCUGCCAGCAGGAGAGGGAUCAGUACAAACUGAUGGCCAACCAGCUACGUGAGCGACACCAAGGACUCAAGAAGAAGUACAGGGAGCUCAUUGAUGGAGAUCCCUCUUUGCCUCCUGAGAAAAGGAAUCAAGUAAAUUUAGCCCAGCUACUGAGAGACUCCAGAGAAAAAAGCAGUCAACUUUCUGAGGAGGUGAAGGAGCUGAAACAACGACUGGUGGAAGCUCAAGGUGACAACAAGCUUCUACGAAUGACCAUCACCAAACAGAGGCUGGGAGAUGAAGAGGUCGGAGCUCGACACUUUCCUGCUCAUGAACGAGAGGAUCUGGUCAAACAGUUAGAAAGAGCUGGAGAACAGAACGAGGUUUUGGAGCACAGCGUGAAGUCGCUCACAGAUGAGCUUCAGGACGUGCGAGCAGAGCGUGACGUGUUUCAGCAGAAGGCUCAUCGACUCAACGUGGAAAUGAACCAAAUCUUGGGCAACGAUGAGAUACGGAUUUUAGAUGUAGAUGCACUAUGCAUGGAGAACAGGUAUUUGCAUGAACGGUUCUGUCAACUUCAAGAAGAAAUCCACUUGCUUAAAACAAACUUGGUGAAGUACAAGAGUGCCCUGGACUGUAGGAAAACCGCUAAAAUCUGUGGGAAACCCAACAGUAGUGCACUGACUGGGGUGCUCUCUGCUAAACAAGUGAAGGAAUUGUUACUGUCUGAAGAAAACGGCUGCAGUUUGCCGGUGACUCCUCAGUCCAUCUCAGACCUCAAGUCACUCGCCACAGCUCUGCUGGAAACCAUCCACGAGAAGAACAUGGUGAUUCAGCACCAACGCCAAAUCAACAAGAUUCUUGGAAAUCGGGUAGCGGAGCUGGAGAAGAAACUAAAAACGUUAGAAAUGUCUGGAUUAUGGAGCCUGCCAGGAGGAAAAGACACCAUCAUCCUGAAUACUCAGCCGGCUGAGUCGACGGAGUCUCCUGUACAGGAAGGUGAUGAAGGGUCAGCAAACAUUGCCGUCAAUCAGCAGAGCUCCACAGGAGUCCCAGUCCAAGAGAGCGAACCUCCAGCUGGGUCAGGUGGUCAAGAGGAGCUUCUUAAGGAGACACUUUUAUCAUCCAGCGAGGAGACGUGCCAGCCGAACCUCUCGUAUCAGUCAGCCGAGGAAGAGCCGGUCUGCCCUGAGACAGAACCACCAGACAGUGAGGAGUGUCACGACAGCGGUCAAUCACAGGUCACAGCUGAUUUAACGAGUCACCGGUCAAAAGAAGAGGAGUGUCAGAGUGAUUCCUCCCCCACACACCAUUCAUCAGACCUCAGCCACAUGGAGCAAACUUUAGAGGACUCUGACCCCACAAGGGGAAAAGAGGAACAGUCGGACGAAUGCACUGAAGAGGUGGAAACUGUUGAGACAGAGCUUAUUCUAACAGAGACAAACAUAAUUAGCACAAUACACGCUGCUGCCGUCGCAAGUUCUGAUGGGGAGCAGGAGAACGUCCAGUCAGACCAGGAGACAGAGCUUUCAGAUGGGACAGAUGUUUUUGUUAGUCAGGAAAUGUGAAGUCUUC
Anoplopoma fimbria (sablefish) is the source of this 1819-nucleotide messenger RNA. RefSeq names its product coiled-coil domain-containing protein 149-like. Lineage: Eukaryota; Metazoa; Chordata; Actinopteri; Perciformes; Anoplopomatidae. Bases 145 to 1812 code for a protein of 555 amino acids. The transcript has 12 exons. The record is from RefSeq and is a predicted model, not a curated record.